This is a messenger RNA of Helianthus annuus (common sunflower), 2088 nucleotides long. RefSeq names its product tubulin-folding cofactor E. The coding region runs from base 135 to 1730 and encodes 531 amino acids. Gene Ontology annotation, molecular function: protein binding. The record is from RefSeq and is a predicted model, not a curated record. Lineage: Eukaryota; Viridiplantae; Streptophyta; Magnoliopsida; Asterales; Asteraceae. The transcript has 15 exons.
GGAAAAUAAGGAAUGCCAAACACCCACGUAAUUUUUGUUCAUAAACUAGUUGGGCCUCAUACAAUAACAUUGCCAGAAAACCAGUUUCAUGUAAGCACAGGAAUCAGAAAACAGAGACAAAUCAUUCAACCAAAAUGCAAACCUCAACAGUCUCCGAACCCCCAAACCAACCGGACUUCAAAAUCGGCCAACGAGUCCAUUACACCGGAGACUACCGGCGGAUCGGCACCGUGAGGUACAUCGGAGAAGUAGAAGGCUAUUCCGGCAUCUGGAUCGGCGUCGAAUGGGACAAUUGCGACGGCAAACACGACGGAUCAGUUAACGGCGUUCGCUAUUUCACUGCACAGUUCCCCAAAUCAGCUUCAUUCGCUCGCCCUCACAAUUUGAGCACUGGCGUUUCCUUGUUGCAAGCCCUAAAUAUCCGAUACCGUACCAGUUCUACUAAAGAAGAAUUAGAUGAAAUGUAUGUGCUUUCUGCUAGCCAUAAACGAGUAAAUGUACAGCUGAUUGGUAAAGAUAAGAUUGAAGAUAUAUUGGCCCGGUUUGAGGAGUUGCCUGGUGCAUCAUUGUCAUAUUUAGGGGUUAGCUCUCCUGGGGAUCCUGUUGAAAUUAGUAAAACUUUACCAAAUCUAAAGGAGCUCGAUUUAACCGGAAACCUGCUGUCCAAGUGGCAAGACAUUGAUGCCAUCUGCAGUGAGUUGCCAGCUCUUACGGCACUUAAUCUAACAACCAAUAGAAUGUCAAAUGAUGUGGCGGGAGUCUCUCACCUAAGGAAUCUUCGACUUUUAGUCUUAAAUAACGUUUCCAUUAGUUGGUCUCAGGUUGAAGUGCUUAAAGAUUCAUUGCAAGCCAUCGAAGAGUUGCAUUUAAUGGGAAAUAAAAUAAGGGAGAUAACGCCUACAUCAUCCAAAUAUGUACAAGGAUUUUGCUCUCUGCGGGUUCUUAACUUGGAAGAAAACUAUAUAGCCGAUUGGGGUGAAAUCUUGAAGCUUUCACAACUGAAAUGUUUGGAGCAGCUUCAUUUGAAUAAGAAUAACAUAGAACACAUUUCGUACCCCACUACAGACGAAGGACCAUAUAAGCCUUUCCAAAGUUUGCGCUGCCUUCUUAUCGGAGGUAAUAAAAUCGAGGAUCUAUCUUCCAUUGAUGCACUGAAUUCUUAUCCAGCCUUAGUGGAUAUUAGGUGUUCUGAGAAUCCGGCAACUGAUCCAAGCAGAGGUGGGAUUGGAAGAUAUGCUUUGAUUGCUCGUUUGGCAAAAAUUAAAAUAUUGAACGGGAGUGAGAUCACCCCUCGAGAACGCAGAGAGUCUGAAAUUAGGUAUGUACGUCUGGUAAUGUCAAAGCCACAUCAAAAUCUGGAAGAGAUCAAGAGGCUUCACCCAAGGUUCACCGAGCUCAAAGCAUUUCAUGGAAUCGAGGAUGAACGACCUACAAACGGUCCAGCAGGGCCUCAGAAAAUGUCUUCUGGACUUAUCACUGUUACUCUCAAGUGUAUUGGACCAUCAAUUUGUGAAAAAGCUCCGAUAACAAAAAAGUUGCCUGCAACCACCACUGUUGGUAAGCUGAAGACGCUUUGCUUGAGCUUUUUCAAAUUGAAGUUUUUUAAGCCGAUAUUAUAUCUUCAAGAAGAGGGCUCCCCGCUGCAUACGUUGCUUGAUGAUGACAUGGCAUCUUUGAACGAUGCGGGUGUAUGCAACCAAUCAACCAUUCUGGUGGACGAAGAGUACUGAAACACCACAUCCCAUGAACAAUUUUAGGUAAUGAAAGCAUCUUGCUAACAGUAUAUGCUGCUAUCAUUGGUGAAAAUGUGAAGUACGUUAGCCGUAUUAAAGGCCAGAAGUAUGUUUCUUGAUACACGCCAUAAGCCGAUCUCUGAAGUAAUUUACACUGUUUGUCAUAAGAAGUAUCAAAUGGAAAACGGACUCGCAUCCAUGUAUUCAUGGUAUGUAACGGGAGCAUUGUUCGGUUUCAUGGUUUGGUCUAGUUUUGUUUGUUUGCCCUGUUUAGCAAGUGAUAUGGGAAAAAGGUUUUGGUUUGUAACAUAAUGCACAAGGAAAGCUCAUUUAGCCCUUGUAUUGAAUGCUAAAA